AUGCCGGGGAAGACAGAGGCAUCCAGAGGGAUGACUCCUGGUCGAGGUCGAGCAGUCGUGCUGGAAAUGCUUCAGGCAGAAGGAACUCACUGGUCCAAUCAAAGAGCUAGGAUGAGGUCCAAGAGAGACCUCAAGAAAAUCCACUGGGCUAUGGCCUUCUGCCUCUUCUGCGUGGGGGUUCUUGCCAUGCUGACCACCUAUCUGUUUAUUGGACAUCUCAAGACCACACAGGAAGCCUGCCUGGGUCAGGCCCCACUGGGAAAAGAAUCAGAAAUCUCCCAUCAACGAGCUUAUGAACCUCCCAUGGCUAAGGCCAAUAAACCUAGAGCACACCUGACAGUUGUCCAACAGAAUCCUGCUCCCAACGUAAAGGAUCAGUUCCCGAUUCUCCUUUGGGAACACGACCUUGGCUUGGCCUUCAUCAAAAAUCGGAUGAACUACACUAACAAGUUCCUGGUGAUUCCAGAGUCUGGAGACUAUUUUGUUUAUUCACAAGUGACCUUCAGAGGCACCACACCAGAAUGUGGUAAAAUAAAUAAACUGAACAGAUCCAGCAAACCCGAUUAUAUAACCCAGAUUAUCACCAAAGUAACCGACAGCUACCCAGAGCCCACGAAGCUCCUGACAGGCACCAAGUCUGUGUGUGAGAUAGGGAGUAGUUGGUUCCAGCCCAUUUAUCUGGGGGCUGUGUUUUCCAUGCAGGAAGGAGAUAAGCUUAUGGUCAACGUUAGUGAUAUCUCCCUGGUGGAUUACACAAAAGAGGACAAAACCUUUUUUGGGGCUUUUUUACUGUAGACACCAGGUUUCUGUCAUUAAGAACUGAUACUCCUGUGGCAACUGUUCUCUGUCUUCAGCAGCUAUAAUCCCAGUUUCCAGUUUUAUUUAUUUGCAUAAGACGGUGACCAGUGACUUAUUUGGGGAAAUUCCUUCAAGGUGAUGGUGCAGGUAGAAGAAUCAUUUGCAAGGAUCUAGUUUUGCAAAUGAGCUCUGGCUGGUGACAUCAACAACCAGAGCAAGAUACAAAAAAAAAAAAAGAAGUAAUGGGAAAGAUAGUUUCUCCCCUGGCCUUGGGGAGUUUCAGGAGAACAAAACAAUCAAUCUAUCAAUAGUAUUUAUUGAGUACCUUCUGUGGGCAGAGCACUGAAAUGAGAGUUUAGGAGAGUAUAAUAGAUUAUGCCCUCAAGAAGCUUUCAAUCUAGUAGGGAAGAAGCAGAGAACUGAGGUGUUGGCUUCAGAGGGUGGAUUUAAGGAGUAGUAUAUAUCCUGAUGUGUAGGGAAGAGGGUUUUUGACUUCCCCUAAAAAUGUGUCUCUGGUUUUUUCUACUUGUGCUUUCAUCCUUGUCCACUUGGUAGUUACAAACUCCCUUUGCUUUUGAAAUCUAGAGAUGCAGGCAUCCACCAAUGGAAGGACUUAGGGACCCAAGGCCUCAAAAUAAAGCCAGCAUUGACUCUCUCCCCCACUCCUCUCCCCUCCCCUUUUCAGCCCUGAAAAUGCAGUUCAGUGCUCCUGACCUUUCAAGGGGCUUAAAAUUGCCACUCUAAAGACCCUGCCAGGGCCACUCCAGGCAG
Tachyglossus aculeatus (Australian echidna) is the source of this 1569-nucleotide messenger RNA. RefSeq names its product TNF superfamily member 15 (gene TNFSF15). Gene Ontology annotation, cellular component: membrane. The transcript is spliced from 4 exons. NCBI's taxonomy places the organism in Eukaryota, Metazoa, Chordata, Mammalia, Monotremata, Tachyglossidae. The record is from RefSeq and is a predicted model, not a curated record. Gene Ontology annotation, biological process: immune response. The coding region runs from base 1 to 795 and encodes 264 amino acids. Gene Ontology annotation, molecular function: tumor necrosis factor receptor binding.